Molecule: messenger RNA, 1603 nt
Organism: Tachyglossus aculeatus (Australian echidna)
Lineage: Eukaryota; Metazoa; Chordata; Mammalia; Monotremata; Tachyglossidae
Gene: DCUN1D5
Product: defective in cullin neddylation 1 domain containing 5
Exons: 5
Coding region: 932-1315 (127 amino acids)
Biological process (GO): protein neddylation; positive regulation of ubiquitin-protein transferase activity
Cellular component (GO): ubiquitin ligase complex
Molecular function (GO): ubiquitin conjugating enzyme binding; ubiquitin-like protein binding; cullin family protein binding
Source: RefSeq, a predicted model, not a curated record
UCUGCUCAAUGUUUCUGUGAGGCCGUUAGGAGAGAGAUAAGACGGUUGUAGCGAGUGCCAUCGGCGGGCUGAUGCCAGCUUGGCCCUCACCCGGUUUCGUCCCACCUACACGGUUCAGCCAUUCGAACUCCGGGCCCCCCCCCCCGACCCGGCCGCCACCUCGCUGAUUUGGGGGAAAGCGAGCGCAUCUGGAGGUUGAGGUGUGGGGAGAAAGAAACGGUGGCUGCUGGAUUCUUGUCUGCCUGGGUGUCCUCAGAUGCUGACGGCCAGGAGUUCCUGUAUUUUUUUCCCCCCCUUUUUUCCCCCAAAUUCCACUUCAGCCGCUUCCUGAAAUGGAGCUCGGAAACUUGGCCGUAUUCAUUCGAUCGAUGGUAUUUAUCCAGCGCGUACAAUGUGCAGAGCACUGGAAAGAGCGCUUGCGAGACAACAGAAUUAGCAGACAAGUUCCCUGCCCGUAACGAGCUUACAGUCUAGGUAUCCUACCUUAGCCAUUAUUCUUACAAAGCCCAUUUUUAUAAUUGAAGCAUUUUGACGUGUUUCAACCUUCAGUCACGCUAGUUCAGAAAUAGAUCGCCAAACACAUCAGCGUCUCUUAGGUCUUGCUAAUAACAGUAGUAAUUAUUCUGUGUAUUUUAGAAGUGGCACCCUCUUUUUAGGUAUGCUUUCCAAUGGGGACUAGACAAUUGUAAUUUUGUCAUGGUUUUUUUUGUUGUUUUUGUUUUUGUUUUUUGUUUUUUUUUUAAGGCAGUUAUUCGGUUUGGGAUUGUGGGGUGGAGGGCCUCUGUAUGUGACGUUUUGAAUUGCAAACAAAAUGUUAGACUUUUCCAGGCCUUAUUCUUAAAGGGCUUAACCAGAUGAGUGGCUAGCUGAAACAGGAUCCAUUGAGUUCCAUCUACUGUAGCACCGUCAUCAGUUGUCCUAGUUUGAUACGAUGCAAGGGAGGUGUGACUGCACAGAAAAGUUACAGAGCAAAUUUGAUUUUUUGCGCUCACAGUUGAACGAUAUUUCAGCUUUUAAGAAUAUCUACAGAUAUGCCUUUGAUUUUGCAAGGGAUAAGGACCAGAGAAGUCUCGAUAUUGAUACCGCAAAAUCUAUGUUAGCUCUUUUGCUCGGAAGGACCUGGCCACUGUUUUCAGUAUUUUACCAGUACUUGGAGCAAUCCAAAUAUCGAGUUAUGAACAAAGAUCAGUGGUACAAUGUCUUAGAAUUCAGCAGAACUGUUCACGCAGAUCUUAGUAACUAUGAUGAAGACGGUGCAUGGCCGGUUCUUCUUGAUGAAUUUGUUGAGUGGCAAAAAGUCCGUCAAGCGUCAUAGCAAAAACUACUCUGAAGAAAAUGCAGACCUUUUGAUGCCCACCUGAAUACAAACUAAUAUGAAUCGAAGAAAGAACCAUGGGGUGCAUUUUCAGCUUUAUGAAAGACUUCUUACAGUACUUUUUUUUCCUUUUUUUUUUAAAGGAAGUUCUCUUGUUACAUGUGAUAAAUGGGCAUUGAACCACACCUCUUCCGAGACUGAAAAGUGAGGUUUCUGUUUUAGGUUAUGUUUAUAACAUUUAUUUCAGAACAAUAAAGAUCAGAUUUGUGACAGAACUAAAGCGAAGCU